UGACGCCGAGCGCCUCAAUUCGCAUCGCGCAAACAACCCAAGACUCGCGUGGGAUCGGUCCCGGCUGCUGUCUCCUGCAUCAUCGGCCCAUAGUGUCGUCUUCCGAAUUCCAGCCCGUUUUUUUUUUUCGGGAUUAAAGAAAGCCAAGUGUGUCCGAAUAAUAAUAAUCUAAUCCCAUUUAGACCGUCGCGUGAUCGAGGAGAGGGGGGCAUCGUACUACCGCACGAGCGAGCGCCGAUUUGCAGCCAUAGAAUCACUGGAUCCAUCCUAAGGAGGAGCACCAUGGGCAAACAGAACAGCAAGCUGACCCCGGAGGUCAUGGAGGACCUGGUGAAGAACACAGAGUUCAACGAGCACGAGCUGAAGCAGUGGUACAAAGGCUUUCUGAAGGACUGCCCCAGCGGCCGCCUCAACCUGGACGAGUUCCAGCAGCUCUACGUCAAGUUCUUCCCGUACGGCGACGCCUCCAAAUUUGCCCAACACGCCUUCAGGACCUUCGACAAGAACAGCGACGGCACCAUCGACUUCCGAGAGUUCAUCUGCGCCCUGUCCAUCACGUCCCGGGGCAGCUUCGAGCAGAAGCUCAACUGGGCCUUCAACAUGUACGACCUGGACGGGGACGGCAAGAUCACCCGGGUGGAGAUGCUGGAGAUCAUCGAGGCCAUCUACAAGAUGGUGGGCACGGUGAUCAUGAUGAAGAUGAACGAGGACGGCCUGACGCCGGAGCAGCGAGUGGACCGCAUCUUCUCCAAGAUGGACAAGAACAACGACGACCAGAUCUCUUUGGACGAGUUUAAGGAGGCGGCCAAGAGCGACCCCUCCAUCGUUCUGCUCCUGCAGUGCGACAUGCAGAAGUGAGCGCUCCCCCCCACCACCCCCCCCGCCACCCCCCCCGCCACACACCCCCGCCCAGCCCCCAUCAAAACGCCCCCGUCCACCGUGUCCAGUCUGUUUCCUCUCGCACGCACACACACAAACACACACACACACACAUACACACACACACACACACACACACACACACACACACACACACAUACAAGCACACAAACAAGCACUCACACGUACGCACUCACACUCACACUCUCUUUCACUUUCACUCUCACUCUCACUCUCUCCGGACAGCAGCAGCAGCAGCUCACGAUUUGAUGUUAGAUUCUCUGCCAUUUCCACAGGAAAAUAACGAACAAAAACGACAAAAAAAAAUAAUGCUUGGACUAUUUUUUCAAUGGACUCGCUUCUUGUGGUCGUAUGCAUGAGAAUGUAAAAGGCUGAAUCAUCUCUCUUAUAGCUCAACGAUAUCAUACGUUUCUAUAUCAGACACACCAAAAAAACAAACAUGUGAGUUGUGCACUGUAACCCGUCCCGCCCCCCCCCCCCCCCCCCCCCCGCCCCCCCCCCCCGCCCCCCCCCCCCCCCCCGCCCUCCCCUCCCACACACACAAACACACACACACACACACACACACACACACACACACACACACACACACACACACACACACACACACACACACCUAUACAUCCCCCCCUUCACCUCGUAGCUUGUAAAUCAGUGGAGCACUGCAUUUAUGAAUUAUGUCCCCCGACGUAUAUCUAGGACACCUCCAUCACACACCCCCCCCCCCCCCCCCCCCCAACGCACCGCCCCCCCCAACGCUCCGCCUUCAAACCAGCCGGUGGUCACUGCUGAAGCUAAUGUAUGCUUUAUAUAAAUAGUACCAAGACAAUAACUCCUAUGAUAAUUGUAACUGUCUACUGUUCAGACCUCGGACGGGAGGAUCACAACACACACACACACACACACACGCACACACACACAUACACACACACACGCACACACACAUACAUACACACACACACACACACACAAACACACACACACACAUUGGGGAGUGUCAGUUCUUUGCAUGCAGUUAUUAUGUGUCAGAAAAAUAUUGAUAAUAUAUAUAUAUAUAUAUAUGAAUAUAUAUAAUCUCUUACCUUUUGCAUCCUUAGGUGGGUAUAAAAACGAGUGUCCCUACAGAAUUUGUUUAGUAUUGUUGCAUGGGAUGUACAGUGUGUGGUAAAUAAGUACAUUACGUCACCUGAUACCGGACGAUGGUCCCCUUCUCACCCCAUCGCACACGCACCUGUGCCUCUUGAGUUGUUGCUUUUCUCUUCAUGGUUUGUGUUUUACUUUGAAGGACAACGGAGGAGUCACAUUGUGUGUGUGGUUCCCACCCCUUGGCUUGGAUUCAGUUAUGAUUUGCGUCGGUGACUAAGCGAUAAACCGCGGCGUCCAUGUUGUGGUCGACGCCGUCCGCCGUCGAACAGCGACGAGAGACAAAAUGGCGUCUAACAUCAUUAGACACAUUACCCAUUACCCACAAUAACAGCCUGAACGUAGUUGGACUAUCUCCCCUCUCCCCCACCACCGCCGCAGCCACCGUCACAUGAUUUCAACUCUAGUAACUUUACAGAGGACAUAUCAAUAUGUUUACAGAAAUAAAAUAUACAAAAAGAGCACUACAAAAACGAUUUACAAUCUUUAGGGCUUUGAACCUCGAAGCUACGCGAGCACGUUCUCCGCAAGGGGGGGAGAGGCGACGAAAGUUCAAAGCCUGUUUCAAAGUAUGUUUACUAGACACACUGCAUUCCGAUACCUAUAGUUAUAAUAUUAAUAAGAAUAAAAAAAUAACUUUAUAACGAGAUUAACUUUUUAUUGAUUGUCUCAUUUUAUAAUCCGUUAGGUCUUUUCAGAGAUUAUCAGUGGUGCAGACUCUUGGAGGAAGGAGGACUUUCCCUACUUUAAACAUGGCCGCCGUGGCGACGUAGGCUACUGCUAACGUUAGCUGCGCUAGCUCUCCUCAUUUCAACACUUUCAACAGCCCCCCCCCCCCCCCCCAUUCCGAUUGUAGGCUAUGCAAGCAAGGACUGGGUGUCUAGCUAGGCGUUCGAUAUACGGUAAUGGGAUAUGCAGAAUGAUUUACGGUAGAAAAUAUUUUAUUGAGACCAACACCCCCUCAAAUCCCCCCAUGGGUACCGUCUCUAUAAUUGAUCCAGUCCAAUCCCACCGCCAUGUCAACACCUUCUCGUCUGGUCGAUGUUUAUAUGACAAAUCCAACCACAAAGUGAGUGUGUUUCUGUUCUGUUAUUUUCUACAUGUGGCAUGUGUUGCACCAAAUGACUUCUGUAGUGACUGAAACUAAAUAAAACUUCAAUGGGCUUUUUCAAAAGACA
This is a messenger RNA of Gadus macrocephalus (Pacific cod), 3221 nucleotides long. It is a transcript of the gene vsnl1b, whose product is annotated as visinin-like 1b. The transcript is spliced from 4 exons. Lineage: Eukaryota; Metazoa; Chordata; Actinopteri; Gadiformes; Gadidae. The coding region runs from base 283 to 858 and encodes 191 amino acids. Gene Ontology annotation, molecular function: calcium ion binding. The record is from RefSeq and is a predicted model, not a curated record.